This is a messenger RNA of Pan troglodytes (chimpanzee), 6286 nucleotides long. It is a transcript of the gene PTX4, whose product is annotated as pentraxin 4. The record is from RefSeq and is a predicted model, not a curated record. Lineage: Eukaryota; Metazoa; Chordata; Mammalia; Primates; Hominidae. The transcript has 3 exons. The coding region runs from base 2921 to 4357 and encodes 478 amino acids.
AAAAAAAGAAAAGAAGAGCCAGAGAGCAGUGGGUGCUGUCUUACGUAAGGUGAGAGCUCUGAACAGAACACCUUAGAGCAGAGCCCUGAAUGUGUUGACAGCCAGGGAAGAGUCUCACUGGCAGGAAAACGGCAGGUGCGAAGGCCUGAGGCCGCAACUGUUGCCCGGGAGGUGGAGCCGAGGGAGGCAUAUGCAGGGGUGAAGCCUGGAGGGAGUGAGGCCGUGGGCCAGGCCACAGAAGGCCCUCGCAGGGACUAAGAUUUUGCUUGUGUGGCAGGCAUCUCCUGGAGGCAUUGAAGGCACGGGUCCAUGCUGGUGCAGUUAGGAGAGCAGACGGUAGGAGGGCGACACGGACGAGGGGACUAGGUGGCCAUUGUGAGGAUGAGCUUGGGGCGGAAUGGGGGUGUAGAGAAGCAGCUGAACUCAGGGCAUGUCUCUGCAGGCAGAGCUGAUGGAUGGGAUAUGGGGCAGGCAGCAUCCCAUCAUCCCGGAAACUCCUCCUCCGUCUGCUGCUGGGUUCCAGCCCUCGCCAGUGCCCACGGCAGCUCUGUCCUUCCCUAUUCCCUUCUUUUCCUGAAGCCCCGCAUCCAACAGUGGGUGCUUGGAGGACAAAUUUCUCAAGCCUUUGUGUGUCUGAAAAUGUCUUUAUUCUUUGCUCUGUCACCCAGGCUGGAGUGUAGUGGCGCGAUUUCAGCUCACUGCAACCUCCUUCUCCCCGGCUCAGGCGAUCCUCCCGACUUAGCCUUCCAAGUAGCUGGGACUGCAGGUGCACACCACCACGUCUGGCUAAUUUUUGUAAUUUUAGUAGAGACGGGGUUUUGCCAUGUUGCCCAGCCUGGUCUCGAUCUCCUGGACUCAAGUGAUCUGCCCACCUUGACCUCACAAAGUGCUGGGAUUACAGGAGAGAGCCACCACACCCUGCCUCGACCCACGACUUUAAAUGGAAAUCAGGCAGGCUUAGUGGCUCAUGCCAGUAAAUCCAGCACUUUGGCUAGGCUGAGGUGGGAGGAUUGCUUGAGCCCAGGAGUGUUUGAGAACAGCCUGACAACAUAGCAAGACCCGUCUCUACUGAAAUAAAAUAAAUACAUAAAUAAAUGGAACUCACUGUCAGUUGGAAGCUGCGAGAUCCGCGGCUCUGUGUGUGGCACCAGCGUCGCUGUCCUGGUGGCCGCCAGUCCCCCGGGGCCUAAGGCCCCAACCCCGUCCAUGUGCCCAGGAUUUUCUCUCCGAUGCUUUCUGCAUCUUCUCCAUGUCCAUGGUGUUCUGACACUUGACAAGGGGAGCCUGGGGGCCACCGAUGGUUUCCUGGCCUGGCACCCUCUUGGCUCACGCCACCUUGGGAAUGAUGGAUGCCCCCAGUGGGACAACUUUGUGGAUGAUCUUAUUCCCAUGAGCUGGGUGGCUUGAAACAACAGAAAUGAGUCCUAUCACAGUUCUGGGGGCUGGAAGUCUGAAGUCAAGGUGCACACUCCCUCGAAGGCUCUGGGCUGGGGGGUCCCACUUUACCUCUUCCAGCUUCUGGGGCCUCCGGGGGCUCCUCGUGGUAGCGUCACCCCAGUCUCUGCCCCAUCUUCACAGGCCGUGUCCUCUGUGCCUCCUCCUCUAUCUCUUAUACCCCUGUCAUUGGCUUUAGGGCCACCUGGAUAAUCCAGGAUGGUCUCAUCUCAAAAUCCUUCAUGACAUCCGCAGAGACCCUUUUCCACAUAAGGCCCUGCCUGGGGUUUAUGUGUGUUUUUAGGAGGGUCUCAUUCAAGCCAGUACACAACCUGUAACCAAAAAUACCAGCCUGGCCCACAUGGGGCAACCCCGUCUCUACUAAAAAUACAAAAAUUGGCCGGGCGCGGUGGCUCAUGCCUGUAAUCCCAACAUUUCGGGAGGCCACAGCGGGUGGAUCACCUGAGGUCGGGAGUUUGAGACCAGCCUGGCCCACAUGGUGAAACCCCGUCUCUACUAAAAUUACAAAAAUUACCCGGAUGUGGCGGCACAUACCUGUAAUCCCAGCUACUUGGGAGGCUGAGACAGGAGAAUCCGUUAAACCCAGGAGGCGGAGCUUGUGGUGAGCGGAGAUCGCACCACUGCACUCCAGCCUGGGUGACAGAGCGAGACUCCGUCAAAAAAAUUAAUUAAUUGGCCAGGCGCAGUGGCUCAUGCCUGUAAUCUGAACACUUAGGGAGGCUGAGGCAGGCGAAUCAUGAGGUCAGAAGUUUGAGACCAGCCUGACCAACAUAGUGAAACCCCAUCUCUACUAAAAAUGCUAAAAUUAGCCGGGCAUGGUAAAGCAUGCCUGUAAUCCCAGCUACUCAGGAGGCAGGAGGCUGAGGAAGGAGAAUCGCUUGAGCCGGGGAGGCGGAGGUUGCAGUGAGCUGAGGUUGCGCCAUUGCACUCUAGCCUAGGCAACAGAACGAGACUCCAUCUCAAAUAAUAAUAAUAAUUAAUUAAUUAAGGUGGCUCCCAGUCACAUUUCCAUUGCUUUACUGAGAGAGACGGGGCCUCCCAGGAUGCAGCCGUGCAUGGCCUGGGUGAUGGGUGCCUGUGCAGACCUGGCUCUGUUGACUCCCCAGCCCCCGUCGGGUUCCCUGUCUUGCUUCGACUUCUCGGGAGCACAAGUCCAUGUGCUCCUGUUAAAGCCAUCGCCUCCCGCCCGCGGGCUUGCACCCAGCUGAAUGAUUCUUCAAAGAAACUGUUUGCAUCUGUUUUAAGCUUGUCUCCUUAGGAACCUGCAAGUCUCAGAGCCCACUGGCUUGAAGGCAGAUGCCUUUCAUGGAGGCGGCAGGAAGAACCUGACAUCCAGCCAGGGCCAAAGAAGGAAAACCACUCAACAGGAGAGCUGGGGGGACGAGACACAAGACAGACCCACGGAGCCACCUUCACCCUCUCCUGCGGCUGGAGGGAGACUGCUGGGGCCUUGCCGUCUCUCCGGAUGGGUUGCUCGUGGAGGAAGACCUUGUCUUUCUUCCUUGUUUUUGUGCCUAUAUAUCUACAUGGGGCUUCAUCGCAGGAAGCCGCCCCAGUGGGGCCCAGGAAACCGUUUUUCGAGAGGCUCCGUAGGCUGGAGGAACAGUUCCGGAGAUUCCAGGAGGUGACCUGGACACACCUGCAGAGCAUCGCCAGCAACUACAACGUGUCCUACAACGUUGACGUCCGGUUCCGGAGCCUGGCAGAAGAGAGCCAGGCUGUGGCUCAGGCAGUCAACCGGUCACAGGCCUCGGUGCAGGGGGAGCUGGCGCAGCUCAAGGCCUGGGUGAGGAAGAUGCAGCGCCGAGGCCGGAAAGUAGACACGCGGCUGCGGGCCUUGGACCUCACCCUGGGCGAGAGGAGCCAGCAGCGGGCCCGGGAAAGGAAGGCACACAAGGCCCAGAGGGACGCCCUGCAGGACUCACUGGCACGCCUGGAGGGCCUCAUCCACAGCCAGGGCGCCAGGCUGGCUGCUCUGGAGGGGCAGCUGCCCGUGGCCCACCCUGGCACUGCAGCCCUCGGGCCGGCCCUGGUCCCAACCCCAACCCAGCCUGAGGAGCUGAGCCCGACCUCCCUGAAGCUUCAGAGGGACAGGCAGGAGCUCCGAGCUGCCUCUGAGCACGGGGGCCCCCCACAGGACUCCUCGGCCCCUCUCCAAGGGAGGCGGGAGCCUCCAGCCUCAGGCAGCCAUCGGGUACUCAGUGGGACUGCCCCAAAAGACCCUCGGCAGCAGGCAUGGUCCCCCCAGGAACCAGGAGAGAUUUGCGGCGUGGGCCCCACCCUCGUUUUCCCAAACGCCUCCACCAAAAACGUGGUCUUCCUCAGCCCUGGCUUCGUCACUGCCCUGCGAGCCCUGUCCUUCUGCAGCUGGGUCCGCAUGGCCUCCGGCCGCCUGGGCACCCUCCUGUCCUACGCCACCGAGGACAAUGACAACAAGCUGGUGCUGCACGGCCGAGACUCCCUGCUGCCCGGAUCCAUCCACUUCGUGAUCGGGGACCCGGCCUUCAGGGAGCUGCCCUUGCAGCUGCUGCUGGACGGCCAGUGGCACCACAUCUGUGUCAUCUGGACGUCCACCCAGGGCAGGUACUGGCUCCACGUGGAUCGCAGGCUGGUGGCCACCGGCUCCCGCUUCAGGGAGGGCUAUGAGAUCCCCCCCGGAGGGUCCCUCGUGCUGGGCCAGGAACAAGACAGCGUGGGGGGCGGAUUCGACAGCUCCGAGGCCUUCGUGGGGAGCAUGUCUGGCUUGGCUAUCUGGGAUCGGGCGCUGGUUCCCGGGGAAGUUGCAAACCUUGCCAUCGGGAAAGAGUUCCCGACAGGUGCCAUCCUGACGCUGGCCAAUGCUGCACUAGCAGGCGGAUUUGUGCAGAGAGCCAACUGCACCUGCCUGGAACGCUGUCCCUGAGGCCGAGCCGCACGGGGGCUGAGGCCAGCAAGGGCAGCAUGCCCCCAUCCACAUUCCGCCACCGCCCCCCCGCCAGCACAUUCUACAAAGGCCACCCCCACCCGUCCUGGCUAUGCACACCUGCGCCCUCACAUAGGGGUGCCUCUUCCAUCCUGGGGGGUGGGGAGGUGGACAGGGAGCGAACAGAGACAGAGAGAGCCUGGGGUCAGGGUGGCCCACAAGCCCAUGUUUCUUCCAUCACCACGGCAUUCUUACUUCCUGCACUGUCUUCCUUUCUUUUUUUUCUUUUUUUUUUUUUUUGAGACGGAGUCUCACUUUGUUGUGCAGGGUAGAGUGCAGUGGCGCGAUCUCGGCUCACUGCAAGCUCCACCUCCCGGGUUCACACCAUUCUCCUGCCUCAGCCUCCCAAGUAGCUGGGACUAUAGGCGCCCGCCACCAUGCCAGGCUAAUUUUUUUGUAUUUUUAGUAGAGAGGGAGUUUCACCAUAUUAGCCAGGAUGGCCUCAAUCUCCUGACCUCGUGAUCCGCCAGCCUUGGCCUCCCAAAGUGCUGGGAUUACAGGCGUGAGCCACUGUGCCCGGCCCCUUUCUUUCUUAUCUUUUUUUUUUUUUUUGAGAUGGAGUCUCACUCUGUCUCCUAGGAUGGAGGGCAAUGGCAUGAUCUUGGCUCACUGCAACCUCCGCCUCCCGGAUUCAAGCAAUUCUCGUGCCUCAGCCUCCUGAGUAGCUGGGAUUACAGGCGCCCGCCACCACGCCCGGCCCCUCCCUCCCUCCCUUCCUUCUUCCUUUCCUUUCCCGUUCCCUCCCUCCCUCCAUUCCUUCCUUCCCUCUUCCUCUUUCUCUCUCUCUUCUCUCUCUCUCUUUCUUUCUGACAGAGUCUUACACUGUCGCCCUGGCUGGAGUACAGUGGCACAAUCAUAGCUCACUGCAGCCUCAACCUCCCGAGCUCAGCUGAUCCUCCCACGUCAGCCUCCUGAGUAGCUGGGACUAGAGGCACACACUAACACGCCUGGCUGAAAAAUUUUUAUUUCUUUUUUCUUUUUCUUUCUUUUUUUUGAGAUGGGGUCUUGCUCUGUUGCCCAGGCUGGAGUGCAGUAGUGCAAUCUUGGCUCACUGCAACCUCCACCUUUUGGGAUAAAGCGAUUCUCCUGCCUUAGCCUUCCAAGUAGCUGGGACUAUAGGUGUGCAUCACCAUGCCCAGCUCUAAUGUUUGUAUUUUUAGUAGAGAUGGAGUUUCAUCCUGUUGGUCAGGCUGGUCUCAAACUCCUGACCUCAGGUGAUCCACCUGCCUCGGCCUCCCAAAGUGCAGGCAUGAGCCACGGUGCCUGGCCCAGGCAAUGCUUUUAAAACAACUUUAUUGGCUUGGUGCCGUGGUUCACGCCUGUAAUCCUAACACUUUGGGAGGCAGAGGUGGGUGGAUCGCUUGAGUCCAGGAGUUUGAGACUAGUCUGGUUAACACGGCGAAACCCCAUCUCUACUUAAAAAAAAUACAAAAAAUUUAGCCAGGUGUGGUGGUCUGUGCCUGUAGUUCCAGCUUCUCGGGAGGCUGAGGUGGGAGAAUCACUUGAGCCUGGGAGGCUGAGGCUGCAGUGAGCCGAGAUCGCACCACUGCACUCCAGCCAGGGCAACCGGAGUGAGACCCUGUCUCAAAAAACAAAACAAAACAAAACUUUAUUGAGGUAAAAUUUACAUAUCAUAAAAUUCACCUUUCAAGCGCAUAGUUCAAAGAUUUGUAGUGAAUUUACGGAGUUGUACAGCCAUCGUUAACAAUCCAGUUUUAGGACCUUUCUGUUCCCUUCCUUAAAAAGUGUAGCAAUCGCUCCUGGGUCCCCCGCACCCUCCCCAGCCUCUGGCAGCCACCUGCCUGUUUUCUGUCUCUAUGGAUUUGCCUGUUCUGGACACUGCAUAUAAAUAAACCAAAAGCAAUUGUC